Pseudocercospora fijiensis CIRAD86 is the source of this 1524-nucleotide messenger RNA. RefSeq lists its product as uncharacterized. The transcript is spliced from 2 exons. The record is from RefSeq and is a predicted model, not a curated record. Gene Ontology annotation, molecular function: transmembrane transporter activity. The coding region runs from base 1 to 1524 and encodes 507 amino acids. NCBI's taxonomy places the organism in Eukaryota, Fungi, Ascomycota, Dothideomycetes, Mycosphaerellales, Mycosphaerellaceae. Gene Ontology annotation, biological process: transmembrane transport.
AUGCUGCCAAAACAAAGCAGCCGUGCGUUUGCGUCCACGUUUGCAGCACUCAGCAUCAUGGUCUUCAUUGCAUCGCUAGACGCGACCGCAUUGUCUACAUCUUUGGCAGUCAUCGCAAACGUUUUGCAUGGGACGACGCUAUCCUCGUUCUGGGCGAGCACUGCCUUCCUGCUGGCGAAUGUGGUAUCCUUGCCGCUAUACCUGGCCUUGACGAACAUCGUGGGACGCGUCUACCCUCUCCACGCCGCACUGCUGCUCUUCCUGCUCGGCUCGAUCAUUUUCGCCCUCGCAUCAAACAUGACCGUGCUCGUUAUCGGACGGAUUUUCCAAGGCCUCGGCGCCGGCGGCAUGGAUGUGAUCCCUGAGAUCAUCGUGUCCGAUAUCACGGAGCUGAAGAAACGACCUCUCUACUUGGGGCUCCUGGGUCUGCCCAUGGCGGCGGGCAGUGUCCUAGGUCCUAUCAUAGGUGCUGCGCUCGCCGAUGGAUCUAGAAGGAACUGGAGAUGGAUCGGCUGGAUAAAUCUCCCACUUUGCACCACUGCUUUCGGGCUCAUGCUUCUCACAGAGACUGGGAAGAUAGAUUUCGCUUUGAUGGUGUUUCGUGCACGGGUAUUCGACUGGAUCGGGAUGCUGCUGUGUACGACUGGCCUGACUCUUUUCGUUCUACCGAUCAGCUGGGCCGGUGCGCUGGCGCCUUGGAAGUCGUGGAGAACGAUUGUCCCGUUGGGAAUAGGUUUUGGGCUCCUCAUACUGCUGGUCGUGGUUGAGAGACGUCGAGAUGAGCCGAUGUUCCCGCGCCGUUUGAUGAAGCCGACGACUGCAAAGGCGUCGCUGAUCGCAGUCUUCCUCCACGGCGCGAUCGUGUAUGUCUUAUUGCUGUAUCUCCCACUAUUCUUCCAAGCGGUUCAUCUUCAGCAACCAAUGCAGACCGUGGUGUCGAUGCUACCGUUGAAUCUUGCCGUCAUCAUCUGUGGCUUUGUUUCUGGCGUGAUUGUCGAGCGAUUUGGCCAAUAUGUCUGGACGAUUCGCAUUGGAGCUUCUCUUCUGGCUUGUGGCGUGGGACUUCUAUCAUUGCUCAAACGAUCCACGCUCCUUGUGGAACAAACAAUGUAUGAGCUCAUUGCUGGAAUUGGCCUUGGUUCACUGUACACCAUCUUGACCAUUCCGAUGCAGGCAUCAGUACUGGAUCCUGAAGACAUGGGUCUGGCAGCAGGUAUGAUAGCGUUCGCCCGCUUAUUAGGAGGUGCCUUCGGACUUGCUAUCUCUUCCACGGCGUUCAGCAGCACUUUUCACCUUUCACCAGGCCUUCUCGAGACUGGACGGCUUGUUGACGCCAACGAUGCGAUAAGCUUUAUACCGAUGCUUCGUAGCACGAAUUUGACGCAAGAGGUACUUGGCGAGGCGAUCGCAAGCUAUAGGACAGCCUUCUCGACAGUCUGGUACGAGAUGACAGGGUGCAGUGUCGUGGCAUUCUUAGCGGUGCUGUGUAUAAAAGCCUUGCCAUUGCAACCGAGCAUCGUCUAA